Messenger RNA from Striga hermonthica, 660 nucleotides. The record is from the annotation of a GenBank genome assembly. NCBI's taxonomy places the organism in Eukaryota, Viridiplantae, Streptophyta, Magnoliopsida, Lamiales, Orobanchaceae.
AUGACUCCUUAUUCGACAAUCUCUCUCACGGCCUGUAGCUUCCUCCUCCUCCUCUGGGGCUCGGCCGCCCAACAACACGCCGUGCUCGACACCAACGGAGACGAGCUCGUCGUGGGAGGCGACUACUACAUCAGCUCCACUUACCGAGGGGCUGCUGGCGGCUCCCUUUCCCUCCGCCCGGGAACCUGCCCGCCGCCCGUAGUCCAGACGUCGUCCGACCUCCAGCCGGGCCUCCCCGCGUCCUUCUGGCCAGCCAGCGGCGCUCCCGGCGGGCCCGUCAACGUCUCGGCCAACCUGGACAUCCAGUUCAGCGACGCCGAGACGUGGGGGUGCGACGCGAAACCCGUGUGGACGGUGGGUCGUGACCCUUGGACCAGGAGUGAGGCCGUGCGGACGGGGGGCGAGCUCGGGUCGAAUAAGGACCCGGACUACUGGUUCAGGAUCCAACCCUACGGGUCCAACUACAAGCUGUCGUAUUGCUGGGCGUGCGAAAUGUGCAUGAUGAUGCCCUCGUGCAGGGACCUGAGCAUCCGGUGGGGCGGUCAGGGCAGGCGUUUGGUUCUGGCUUCGCGGUCGGAGAGGCCGUUUGAGGUUGUGUUUAGGAAAGUCGGUCGGGGUAAUGAGGGUGCUCGCACGAUCAAGAUGCCAACUGAUAAUUGA